Molecule: messenger RNA, 1311 nt
Organism: Dictyostelium discoideum AX4
Lineage: Eukaryota; Evosea; Eumycetozoa; Dictyosteliales; Dictyosteliaceae
Gene: mcfY
Product: mitochondrial substrate carrier family protein
Exons: 1
Coding region: 1-1311 (436 amino acids)
Cellular component (GO): mitochondrial inner membrane
Source: RefSeq, a predicted model, not a curated record
AUGGAAAACAAUAAUAAAAAUAUUAAUACAACAAAUAAUAGUACUACUAUUAACACUAAUAAUAACAAUAAUCCAAUAAAUAAAAAUAAUAAUAAUAAUAAUAUAAAUAAUAAUAAUAAUAAUAAUAUUAAUAAUAUAAAUAAUAUAAAUAAUGUAAAUAAUAAUAAUAAUAAUAAUAAUAAUAAUAAUAAUAAUAAUAAUAAUAAUAAUAAUAAUAAUAAUAAUAAUAAUAAUAAUAAUAAUAAUAAUAAUAAUAAUAUAAAUAAUAAUAAUAAUAAUAUAAAUAAUAAUAAUAUAAAUAAAAAAAAUAUAAAUAAUAUAAAUAAAAAUAAAAUAAAUAAUAAUAAUAAUAAUGAAAUUGGUGAAGAAAAAGCAGUAGAAGGAGGAUUUUUGGCAGGUUUAAGUAGGAAUGUAACAAGAAUUAUAGGAUCAUUUUCUAGUGGAAUGGCAGAAGAAUCAGCAGGAUAUCCAUUGGAUUUAAUUAAAACUAGAAUUCAAUUAAGUCAAAGUGGUGUUAGUGGUGGUGGUGGUACAAAUACAAGUAUUAUAAAGAUAUUCAAAGAUGUAAUUAAAACAGAGGGUGUGAUUGGAUUAUUUAAAGGGUUAAGUUCACCUUUAAUUUUAUCAGCCCUUGUGACUGCAAUACAAUUUGGUUUAUUUGAAGAUACUUUAAAAUACUUUAGAAAACAUCAAUACUUUAAAAAUCAUGAUACCCUUAGUCUACUAUUCUCAGGUUCAAUAGCUGGUUUCGCUCAAUCUUUUAUAACAUGUCCUGUAGAUUUAGUUAAAAUUCAAAUGCAAAUUCAAGGUAUACCUUCAUCACAACCUAAUAGUAAUAAUAAUAAUAAUAAUAAUAAAGCAAAAGGUAAUUCAUAUUUUACAAAAUUAAUUUAUAGAGAAAAAGGAUUGUUGGGAUUUUAUCAAGGUUUAUCACCAACUUUAUUUAGGGAUGUACCAGGGUUGGCGAUAUUUUUUACAACUUAUGAAACGUUGAAAAAACAAUUUGGUCAACCUGAAUUAUCAACUCAAUCGCCAACAGAAUUUAUAAAAUCAUUUAUACCAAUUGUAUUGAGUGGUGGUUCUGCUGGUGUAUUUUAUCAUGGUUUGACUCAUCCAUUCGAUAUCGCAAAAACACUAAUACAAUCUGAUAGAUCUGCUACCAAGUAUAAGGGUACAUUUGACUGUUUAAAACAGGUUUAUCAAAAUCAAGGUCCAAAAAGUUUAUUUAAAGGUUUUUCUGCUGUUGCAAUCAAAUCUUUUCAAUCAAAUGCUGUUGGUUUUUUAGUUUAUGAAAUGGUUAUUAAUUUAUAA